AUGACUCAGGCGGUGGAGGUGCUGAAUCGGUAUGGGACGGAUAUGGUGGGAGAGCCGAGGGGUUCCGAGUCUGAGUGUUUGGCGGGUUUCGAGUGUUUUCUGAACAUUGUGAGGGCGCUGGGAAUGGGAUCGUGCAUAUCGGAGGUUGGGGGUGGUGGUAGUUCCCCUCCUCUUCUUUCUUAUUCGCCUGAAUCCAAUACGGAUGGUGGGAAGAGGAGGAGGUUGAGGAGUUCCUCAUCCUUUGAUUUCAAAGUGCCUGGUAGGAUGUUCUUGAAUGGGUCAAGCGAGGUUGCUUCCAUGUUUUGUAAGCAAGGAAAAAAAGGGAUCAACCAAGAUGCUAUGCUUGUUUGGGAGAACUUUUGCUCAAAGGAAGACGCCAUUUUUUGUGGUGUUUUUGAUGGUCAUGGACCUUAUGGCCACAGAGUUGCAAAGAAAGUUAGGGAUUCUUUUCCUUUAAAGCUUAAUGCCCAGUGGGAUUUGCAUAAUAAGAACAGAGAUGGACUCAAUGAUCAUAGCAGUGCCACAGGAUGUUAUAAAUCUGAAGGGAAUGGAUUUAGGCAGGUUGACGAGAAAAGUAGCCCCACUGAUCAUGAACCUGACGAGAAAAGUAGCCCCACUGAUCAUGAACUUGGUGGAUCAGAUACCUUUUUGACAUUAAGAGAAUCUUUUCUGAAAGCUUGUAAACUUAUGGACAAAGAACUGAAAAUGCAUUCUGAUAUUGACUGCUUUUGUAGUGGGACUACAGCAGUUACCGUGGUCAAGCAAGGGCUGAACCUUGUUAUUGGAAAUAUUGGAGACUCGAGAGCUAUACUGGGUACCAGAAAUCAAGCUGAUUCACUUGUUGCUGUUCAGUUGACCAUUGACCUUAAGCCAAAUCUUCCAAGGGAAGAAGAGAGAAUCAGGCUUCGUAGAGGAAGGGUUUUUUCCCUUCAGAAUGAACCUGAGGUGGCUCGAGUGUGGCUGCCGAACUCUGAUUUCCCUGGUCUUGCUAUGGCUCGGGCAUUUGGAGAUUUUUGCCUGAAGGACUUUGGAUUGAUUGCUGUUCCAGAGAUCUCAUUUCACCGCCUUACGGAGAAGGAUGAAUUUCUUGUAUUAGCAACAGAUGGGAUUUGGGAUGUUUUAUCAAAUGAAGAAGUCGUGGACAUUGUAGCAUCUAAUCCACGGUCUACUGCUGCUAGAGCACUGGUUGAGUCAGCUGUUCAGGCAUGGAGGACAAAAUUUCCCUUUUGCAAGGUUGAUGAUUGUGCCGCGGUUUGCCUCUUCUUUGAUCCAGAUACUGAUUUCAAGUCAAAUGAUACCAAAGGGAAGUUGGUACCGGAGGCAUCUGUUGACCAAUCUGAGCAGUUAUCAUGA
Molecule: messenger RNA, 1353 nt
Organism: Sphenostylis stenocarpa
Lineage: Eukaryota; Viridiplantae; Streptophyta; Magnoliopsida; Fabales; Fabaceae
Source: the annotation of a GenBank genome assembly